AUGGUUGCUAUCACUCUUCCAGACAACUACGGCUAUAUCCUCGGCCUCACGGUAGGAGCCAUCCCUCUCCUCAACUUCAUCCAUAUAUACAUGGUCGCAAAACACCGCAAGAAGGCUGGUAUCAAAUAUCCCAACGCCUACGCAACCCUUGAGGAAUGCAAGCAGAAUCCCGCCGCAUACAGAUUCAACUGCGCCCAGCGCGCCCACGGUAACUUCCUCGAAAACCUGUCGCUCACGACCCUCUCCAUCCUCGUCUCCGGGAUCAAAUACCCCAACGCCACCAUCGCCCUGGCCGGUACCUGGAUCAUCAUGCGAACCCUGUACAUGUACGGCUACGUGUAUUCCGACAAGCCGGAUGGGAGGGGCCGAUAUAAGGGCGGGAUGCACACAUUUGCGCAGCUUGCGCUCUGGGGACUCAGUGCGUUUGGUGUUGCGGCCCCGAUGAUGAUGGCGGGUAAAUUUUGGGCAUCGUAG
Molecule: messenger RNA, 474 nt
Organism: Histoplasma mississippiense
Lineage: Eukaryota; Fungi; Ascomycota; Eurotiomycetes; Onygenales; Ajellomycetaceae
Exons: 3
Coding region: 1-474 (157 amino acids)
Cellular component (GO): endoplasmic reticulum; nuclear envelope; membrane
Molecular function (GO): glutathione peroxidase activity; glutathione transferase activity
Source: RefSeq, a predicted model, not a curated record